Paramuricea clavata is the source of this 3790-nucleotide messenger RNA. Lineage: Eukaryota; Metazoa; Cnidaria; Anthozoa; Malacalcyonacea; Plexauridae. The record is from the annotation of a GenBank genome assembly.
AUGCGUCAAAGACAGAGAAAAGAAGGUGCGGCUAUCCAAGAUGCAGUAAAUGAGGUUGAUCCGUUAGACUGGCCAUCUACUGAAGGUAAUCUCGUUAAUGAAUUUAAAACAGAUGGUUUAGCUACUAUGGCCUUUCCUACAUUGUUUCCUUAUGGGAAGGGUGACCCAACAAAUAGGGCAGGACAACAUGGUAUAACGUUAACCGAAGCUUUCAAACAUUUAAUGAAGUUUGCAGAGAGGCUUGUAGAUGGUAAGUUUGAAUGGAGGUUUGCUUCUCGCCCUCGGUUUCCUUAUUGGGCGUUAAACAUGAAACAACGGCAUCAGCUGUUGUCACAAGCAAACGUUCACUUGCGUCAACAUCCUGCUGAUGCAAACAUGACAAUGGAAGAACUGAAGCAGAUGAUCAAUUCCAUGAGUGCAAACCAAAUGGUAAAUAGGUUGCAGCGAUAUGUGUCCAAAGUACAAGGUACGAAUCAGUAUUGGUAUCAGCGGCUGCAGGAAUUGCUAGCCCUGAUUGAACAAAAAGCCUGCCCUACUUUUUUCUUUACCUUUAGUGCAGCUGACAUGCAUUGGCCAGAGUUACAGAGGCUGUUGCAGAAUGAUGAAGGUGCAAGCAGAUCUGAGCGAGCACAAGCUGUAAUCGACAAUCCCCAUCUGACUGAUUGGUUCUUUAUGCAGCGGCUGCAGGAGUUUGUCAGACAUUGGCUUAAUGGCGUCUUGGAUGCUGAGUGGCACUGGUAUCGGUUUGAGUACCAAGCUAGGUGAAGUAUUCAUUGCCACGGAUGUGCAAAGUUAAAAAAUGACCCUGAUAUAAGAGAAUUACGUAAUAAGGCAUGUGUUGCUUUCCUAGAGAAUGAGACAACAAGGUACGAAAUGUCACCUGAUGAUUUUGAAUUCCUUUGUGGGGAUGUGAUAAGACAGGGAGAAGAUGCUGAGAAGUUAUUAAUACAGUAAGAAAUAAUAUUUUCCAUAUUAAUGUUUCCAUAUAUGUGUACUGUAGACCAAGUUAACUGUGCAGAAUCUGUUGUGGGAUAAUUGUUUCAAUAAUAUUAUAACAUUAUCCUGCAACAGGCCUUCAAAUGCAUGUACCGCCACAAUACUGGAUCCAAAUUAUUGGAAUAGUUACACAAUACCGGACUCGCUUCUCAUACUGUAGUCAUAACAUUGAAUUUUGCAUUUUUAGAGAUGUCUUACUGUACCUCGAUCCUACUCAAUAUAUUGUAAUAGCAUUUCAAAAUGCCAUGAAAACUGUACUAAGGCAUGCUCCCAAAUUUUGAUAUCAACUAAAAGUGUGCAGGUCAAAUGUUCAUGUUAACUAAAAAGCGAAUAUUGUAUUUAUUGUGCAUGUACAGUAUUAACCACUGCUGCCUAUUUUGGAUAUUUAAUAAUAUGACUACUACUGUAAAUAUAAAGGCAGAAUAAACUACUGUACACAACUUUUGCCUAAAACUGUCGCAUACAACCUGCUUAUAUACUGUAUAUGUACACAACUUGAGUUUACUGGGUGAACCAAGCACACAACUAUAGCUAUGACAGCGUAAGUGGGUAAAUGCGAGUUAUACAGUGUCAACUUGUGUGCUUGAUAUUUUACACAGUACAACUCAAGUUGUACAAGCAGGUUGCAUAUAAAGGUGAAAGUUGUGUAGUGUAAAUCUGCUUUUUAAUACACAAAACGCUCACCAAAUAUCCAGCUAAUAAUAUAUGCAGAUAGCCAAUCUCCACAAUUUUGAAAGGUUUUCGCCCAUCUUUUUUAUUAUUAUUCAUAUUUUAUUAUAUUAUAAUACGGUAGUAAUCGUAGUAUUAACUUUGCUACGUUAAUUAAAUUGAAAAAGUAACAAUAUUUUACACAAAAACAAAAAUUCCUUAUAAAAUUCCUUAAAAGGUUUCAAUUUUCCUCAAAUGAAUUUUCAAUAAUUUCUGAACAUUUCAUUGGAAUGUAAGAAAUUUACAUAAAUAGAAAGUGGAAAUUUAACUGUGGUCAUACAGGUUUCACAGGAAAAUAUAAUUUCACUCAGUCAAUGGUGUGAUUGAAACUGUUUUAUUACUAUAAAUUUGGUAAUAUUUGGCUAAUACAACGAGCGUGCACAUUUUUAAUAAUAAGUUGUUAUUAUUUUAAAGGUAUGUUGACUGGCUGGUGACAAAUUUUAAUGAGGAAUUGCCAGAUGAAACCUGGAGGAUUCCAGAUCCUCACACAUCUGCUGUUAGCGCUACAACAGUGGAUAAUCGUCACAAUGAUUAUCACUGGUUAGUUAAUACUGUAGAAAGACACACUAGAUGCAGUCCAGCGUAUUGCUUGAAACAGAAAAGAGUGAACCUGCUUGCAGAAUGCAGAUUUGGUUUUCCAAAGCCAUUGCAAGAAGAAACAGAACUGAGCCUUGAGCUGGUGGUAAGAAUACGAAGUCUGUUGAGUCUGAGUUACAUACCAAACGAAAUGAUCAAAGAUUAAAUUCGCAUAACAGGGUGAUGCUCAAAAACUGGCGGGCAAAUGUAGAUUUGCAAGUCAUUGUAGAUGUGAAGGCUUGUGCAAGAUACAUGGCCAAGUAUGCUGCGAAAGGAGAACCCCGAUCGAAAUCGGCGUCAGAAAUACUAAAAUUGUCUGUGUCCUCAUUACAGAAUGAUGAUCAAGUCUCUUCGGCCUUCAAGAAAGCAAUGAUCCAAGUUGCUGGGGAUAGAGAUAUGGCAGCACAAGAAACUGCACAUAUGUUACUUAGUCUACCACUGGUUGGCUGCACAUUUAGUUUUGUUACUAUUUCUUUAGAUAACAGCAGGAAGGUUAAUAUUGAUGCAGAAAACGAAGGCGAUGGGGUACUUCAAAAAUCUGCGCUACAAGAAUAUGCAGAACGUACAAAAUUGAAGAAUAGGUAUACAGGCUUGUCUCAGCUAAAUCUGAUGCAAUAUGUGUCACAGUACACGAAAGUCCGAGGUGAGUUGACAAAACGAGCGAAUCCGUACAUUGUCAGGACAUUUCCAAAGAUUUCCGCUAAUCCUGCUGGUCCUGAUUUUGGUAAAUACUGCAAAUAUCAACUAAUAAAGUUUAAACCAUGGGAGGGUCAACCAUCAAAUUCUUGGAACAACGAGGAUGAAAGUGAUCAAAUGUUUAUUAAUGCAUAUGAAUUUUUUCUUAUGACAGAUGAAUUUGCAGAAGAAAAUGUGUUUAGUUUUUCCGAUGAAACAGACAGAGUUCAUGAUGCGCAAUGUGAUCAAACCUUUGAAAACGAUCCAAGUGACAAUCAAGAUGAUGACGACGAAAGUGAAGUUGACCCUGAUGAUGAGGAGGAAGUCGAUGAUUGGAUGUUGUUAUGCAGAAUUAACCAAGAUUAUGGUGAAGCAGGUAAUCGGAUGUCAGACAAUGAAGCAGUGGACUGGUUUGAAAUGGUAAGAGCUGUGCCUAGAGAUUUAUUAAAGGAAUGUCCAGGAUGGAUUUAUAGUCAAAGAAAGGAGGCUGAAGAACAUGGUCAGCAUUUUCGAGAAGAUGAUCAACAAUGUGUAAUUGAUCCGGACACCUUGAAUGAAAAACAACGCCUUGCUUAUGACAUCAUCACAUCUCAGAAUGGUGAUAAUGCCGAGCCUGUUUAUAUGAUUGUGUGUGGAACAGCUGGCACAGGUAAGACAUACUUAAUAAGUGCAACAAAACAAGUAUUAGCCACUCAGUGUGUUGUUACAGCAACUACUGGGAUUGCAGCCUUUAGUAUUAAUGGUCAAACAUUACAUUCUGCUGCUCAACUUCCUAUCCAUGAAUAUAGGGAUUUGCAGGUUGAUUCACUACAGCGGUUACACCUGAGGCUGGAAG